AUGCAGCUCUAUCAUUAUACAAAAUUACCUAAUAAAUUUGAACAACCACAUGUACUUGUUCAUGAUGAUCUACUCCUUUCAACUUCAGAUAAGAUAAGACUAAUUACAACACCCAAGUAUAGUAGAAAACUACCCCAACUAAAUGAAAAACGAAUUCAACUUGCAAAGAGAAUGAUUAGAAGUAAUAUUCCGCAUAUGAGUGAUGGACAGUUAAACAGCUCUAUAUGUAUUUUAAAGGUAUAUAUUAGCAAAUCUAACUAUUCUGUGAGACUUCUACAAAGGUUAGAGAUUUUGGUUGCCUCCUGUGUUUAUAUUGCUACUAGAAGAGAAGGUUACUCAGUAACUCUACUUCAAUUAUCAAAAAAUUUUAGUAUUAAGAAUUACAAGAGCUUGGCAUGUCAAAUUAGGAAGGUAGCCCGAAAAGUAGGGAUUAGGAGUUUCCCUUCAAUUCCUAUGAAGGAUACGAUAUACCAAACUAUUCAAAGAAUCAGUAAAACGAACAUAUCUAUAAUAGAAGGUGCAAAUUGUCAAAAAAUUUGUCCUCAAAGUAAUAAAGUAGAUGAGCUUCUCUACAAAAAUAUGGAUAGUUUUUCCUCAUCUGAGCGUAAUAUUAUACUUGACCAGCUCAUUUGUUCAGAAUCCUAUAUGAGUGCAGGUAUGCAACUUAAAAAAACUAAGAUCAACAAAGAUAUUUCUUCAGUUAAUCAUAAUUUAGCAUAUAAGAAGUCUUUAAAAGGUAUUAGCUCUCUUGGUAACGAAAUACUAUAUAAAAAAGUUUGCGAUACUGCAAAUUCCCUACUAACACUACAAACAAGAAUAGACUCGAGCUCUUUAGAAGACAUAUUAAAUCCAAUUUGGUCUGUUCAUGGAAACUGCACCUCCCCAUACAUUGGAGCUUCUAUAUUUUUAGCACUUAGGGCAUGUGGAAUUUAUCAGUUCUCAAUGAGUAAUAUUGCCUCUAUAAUUGGUACAAGUCGAAGUUCUAUUUACAGGAAGAAAGUAGAAAUGACCAGUAAUAUUAAAAACCUGAUGCAUAAACUCUUUCCUGGCUUAUAUAAAUUUACAAAUACGCAUGAAGUUCUAUCACCGAAGGUGCUAGUCAGACUAACUGAACUAUUAAAGGCUUCAAAGAAUGACACUUAUAAAAUAGCAUAG
Messenger RNA from Cryptosporidium muris RN66, 1155 nucleotides. RefSeq lists its product as uncharacterized. The transcript has a single exon. The coding region runs from base 1 to 1155 and encodes 384 amino acids. Lineage: Eukaryota; Apicomplexa; Conoidasida; Eucoccidiorida; Cryptosporidiidae. The record is from RefSeq and is a predicted model, not a curated record.